This is a messenger RNA of Raphanus sativus (radish), 1667 nucleotides long. Its product is annotated as cytochrome P450 71B34. The transcript has 3 exons. Bases 44 to 1537 code for a protein of 497 amino acids. Gene Ontology annotation, molecular function: iron ion binding; oxidoreductase activity, acting on paired donors, with incorporation or reduction of molecular oxygen; heme binding. The record is from RefSeq and is a predicted model, not a curated record. Lineage: Eukaryota; Viridiplantae; Streptophyta; Magnoliopsida; Brassicales; Brassicaceae.
AGUUUACCUAGGAGAUGAGUGUUACGUUUCAUCUGUCAGGAAAAUGGUUGACAUUUCGCUUCUCUCACUUCUGUUCCUCAUCUUUCUUCUUCUCGCCGCUAUCAAAUACAAGAACCGGCGGCUACCUCAACGGAGACCACCUUCUCCUCCUGGCUUUCCUAUCAUAGGUAACUUACACCAGAUUGGAGAGUUGCCACAUCAGUCUCUAUGGAGGCUCUCAAAGAAGUAUGGUCCUGUCAUGCUUUUGAAGCUUGGAAAAGUCCCAACAGUCAUAGUUUCCACCUCUGAAACAGCAAGACAAGCCCUGAAAAUCCAUGACCUCCACUGUUGUAGCCGCCCAGGCUUGGCAGGGCCAAGAGACCUCUCUUACAACUAUCUGGAUAUUGCUUUCUCGCCCUAUGAUGAUUACUGGAAAGAAGUAAGAAAGCUCGCUGCUCAGGAACUUUUCAGUACUAAACAAGUUCACUCCAUUCAGCCUAUAAAGGAAGAGGAGGUCAAGAAGCUUAUCGAUUCAAUCACUGAAUCAGCUUCUCUGAAAACUCCUAUCAACUUGAACAAGACGUGUCUUGCUUUGACUGUAAGCGUGAUUUGCAGGGCAGCAUUUAGUGUGAGCUUUGAAGGAACUGUACUCAACAGUGAUAGUUUCAAUAAGUUAGUCCGUGAAGCACUUGAGAUGUUGGGAAGCUUUUCAGCCUCAGACUUUAUACCGUGUUUCGGAUGGAUCAUAGACUGGUUUACAGGUUUGCAAGGUCGUAGAGAGAAGAGCGUGAGAGAUCUUGAUGCGUUCUAUGAACAAAUGAUUGAUAUGCACAAACAGGAAAAAACACAAGGGAGUGAUGAUUUUGUGGAUCUGCUGUUGAAGUUAGAGAGGGAAGAAGCUGUUCUUGGAAAUGACAAGCUCACAAGAAACCAUAUCAAAGCAAUCUUGAUGAACGUUCUUCUGGCUGGCAUCGAUACUUCUGCAAUAACCAUGACAUGGGCAAUGACAGAGCUCGCUAGGAACCCACAUGUAAUGAAGAAAGUUCAAUCUGAAAUUAGAAACCAUAUGGGGAACAGAUCAACGAUCACCUUAGACGACACAGAUCACUUCAAGUACCUCAAAAUGGUGAUCAAAGAAACUUGGAGGCUACAUCCUACAACACCUAUACUGCUCCCAAGAGAAGUAAUGUCUGAGUUUGAGAUCAACGGUUACACGAUUCCAGUAAAGACACGGCUUCAUGUGAAUGUCUGGGCUAUAGGGCGUGAUCCUGAUACUUGGAAAGACCCUGACGUGUUUCUCCCAGAGAGGUUUGUUGAUAGUGACAUUGAUGCAAAAGGACAGCACUUUGAGCUAUUACCGUUUGGGGGUGGAAGGAGAAUCUGUCCUGCAAUUUACAUGGGGACAACGAUGGUGGAGUUUGGUCUUGCUAAUAUGUUGUAUCAGUUUGACUGGGAGUUACCAAAAGGCAUGAAGGUCGAUGAUAUUGACAUAGAAGAAGCUCCGGGUCUCACUGUCAACAAGAAAAAAGAGCUUCUACUCGUGCCUGUGAAGUAUUAAGUCAUUAGUCUUUUCUAAAGUUCCUCUGUUUAUGUGUGAAGAAUAAAACUGACGUUCCUCUGUUUCUUUCUGUUGAGGAAAUGUCUGACAGAACCAUAUACCAUUUGUGCAAUUUGAUAAAUGGACCAUC